Molecule: messenger RNA, 2402 nt
Organism: Emiliania huxleyi CCMP1516
Lineage: Eukaryota; Haptophyta; Isochrysidales; Noelaerhabdaceae
Exons: 10
Molecular function (GO): ice binding
Source: RefSeq, a predicted model, not a curated record
AGCGACCGCUUCGCCACUGUGUACAUGAGUUCGGCCGGCGCCCUCGCUGCCGACGCGACGGAGGCGGCGAGGCUCGAUUGGUGCAGGCUCGCGGCGGCCGCUCCCGCGGACGGCGCCGCAGGCCGUGAAGAGCGGCUCGAGCAGAUGCGUGUCCUCUCGCACCAAGACCCGUCCGAGGCGGUGCGGCACGCGGCGCAGCAGGCCCACAUCGCUCUCGCGAGCCUGCAGGCGCACAUCCCUGCAUGGGGCUCGCCACCCGGCAGCAGCGCAUCUCCCGGCUACGGCGGCCAAGCCCGCGCAGCGGCCGACUGCUCGCCCUGCGCGGUCGGCCGGCAGGGCGGAGGGCCGGGCCGCGGCGCUGUCGACGCCUUCGCUCUCCGCGGGCGCCGCGGCGCGCUCGACCUGCUCCAGGGCGACGCCGUCGGCAACAACCCCCGCCUCUCCGGCUCUGGCGCAGGCUACCAUCAAGAGUUUGAUGUGCCGCAGGAUGCGACGGCCCUCACGCCGCCAGCGCCGGCACCGGCCGCAGCACUGGCACCGGCCGCAGCUCUGAAUGCGGCACCGCCUUCCUCUCCGAUGGCGGCGGAGGCGGAGUGACGCACUACGACCAGGCGGGCGGGCACGCGACCAUCGAGUCGCUCUUUGCCAAGCCGCCGCCGCCAAAGAGCGAGGAGGCGCCGCUCAACGCCGAGCAGCAGCGAGCCCUCGACGCGGCGCUGCGAGGGCAGUCCAUCUUUCUGACGGGCGGCGCCGGCGUGGGCAAGUCCUUCACGCUGCACCGGGUGGUGGCUCAGCUGCGCGAGGCCAAGGGCAACGAGGCCGUGUGUGUCUGCGCGUCGACAGGCAUCGCCGCCUGCCACAUCGGAGGGACGACGCUGCACUCUUUCGCGGGGGUCGGCCUCGGCAAGGAGUCGGCCUCCAACCUCGCCGGCCGCGUGCUCGCCAACAAGGCGGCCCAGCGGCGGUGGGAGAGCUGCGAGGUCCUCGUGAUCGACGAGGUGUCGAUGAUCGACGGCAACUUCUUCGACAAGCUGGAGGCGAUCGCGCGCGAGGUCUUCGCGUCCUCGCGGCGGCGCGACGUCCUCGCGCGGGCCGACCGCCCGUUUGGCGGCAUCCAGCUGGUCCUGUGCGGGGACUUCUUCCAGCUGCCUCCAGUCGGGAUGAGCUCGGGCAACGAGCGCUUCCUCUUCGAGGCGCGCUGCUUCGAGCGGGUGCUCGACCAAGUGGUUGUGCUGACGGAGGUCUUCCGCCAAAAGGACAACUCCUUCGUGACGCUGCUCAACGAGAUGCGGCGUGGAAACCUCUCGCCCUUCCACACGGCGCUGCUCACGCGCCUCGCGCACAACUCGCGCUGCCGCCCGCCGCACCAGCCGCGCCACCCGCAGCAGCGGCAGGCAUCGCCGCUGCCACCGCAGCAGCAGCAGCAGCAGCAGCAGCAGCAGCAGCAGCAGCAGCAGCAGCAGCAGCAGCAGCAGCAGCAGCAGCAGCAGCAGCAGCAGCAGCAGCAGCAGCAGCAGCAGUCGAAGCCUCCGUCACAGCAGCCAUCGCCGCCUCCGUCGCAGCAGCCGUCGCCGCAGCGGCCGCAGCCGCGCCCGUCGCCGUCGCAGCUGUCGCAUCCGCAGGGCGCCGAGACGCACUCGCCCGCCACCGAGCCAACCCCCGUCAACGGAGGAGGCGUCGGAGGCGUCGGAGGCGGCGGCGGCGGCGUUGGCGGUGGCGGCGCUGGCGGUGGCGGCGCUGGCGGCGGCGUGUGCGCGCCCGCAGCGAGUGGGUCGCCCCACCCACCCGCCGCUCCACCCGCCGCUCCACCCGCCGCUCCACCCGCCGCUCCACCCGCCGCUCCACCCGCCGCUCCACCCGCCGCUCCACCCGCCGCUCCACCCGCCGCCGAGACGGCCGUGCGGGGCGUCAGUGCAGGCGCCUCUGGCCACAGCCCGCACGGCGACGCCGCGGCACUCGCCGCGGGGACAUGGACGCGUCACGGGCCUGUGCAAGGGGCGUCCCAAGGAGCUGCCCCCGCCGCGUCGGCCGAGGCCGAGCCGCAGCCGACCCGUCUCUUCGCCCUCAACGAGCAGGCGGACGCCGAGAACGCGCGGCAGCUCGCUGCCCUCGGAGCGGCGGCCGGCCGCACGUACACGUACGUGGCCAACGACACGGGCCGGCCGGCGCAGCUCAAGCAGCUCAGGGACGGGUGCAUCGUCCCCACCGACCUCGAGCUGAAGCCCGGCGCCCUCGUCAUGCUCUGCAAGAACAUCGACCAGGCCAAGCGGCUCGUCAACGGCUCGCGCGGCCGCAUCGUCGGCUUCCAGCCGGCGCGGGUCCAGCCAAACUCCGACGUCGCCGCGGCGCCGCUCGAGGCCCUCUCCGCCGCGCCGUCGGUAGAGUUCGAGGAGGCGGCGCCG